AUGCCGUCGGAACAGCCAGUUGAUAUGCUAAAUGACACGCUAGCAGAGAUCGUUUAUAGAACGAAGAACAUGCAAAGGUUCAAAAGAUUGGCACGCAAUACGCACUUCAAUCUGAGAGAAGUUGAAGCUUUGUCAAUUAUACACCGUAAGUGCGUGCAAACCUUGGGUCCCAUAAGCAGGUUAACAUUCCGAGACAUUUUCCACGCUGGCUUCGACUUCACGGAAAACAUCCGUCACUUGUUGAUCGACAAAUUAUUUUCCGUAAUCGACAAACAUAAUGCCUUGCAGAUAUAUUGCGAUCAAUGGAUCGAAGGUCUUUCGGUGAUGCUUCGCGGGAAUUUGGAUGAGAAGAUUCAAUUUGCUUAUCAGGUGUACGAUAGUAUGAGCACUCACAGAUUAAAAAAGGAGCAAAUAUUUCCCAUCAUGCGUGGAUGUUUAAUUAAAUUGCAGAACGAUGAGAACCCGGAAGAAGCUGUGAAGGACUUGAUAGAUUUAUUAAUAAAGAAGCUGGACGUAGAUCGCGAUGGCGCAAUUUCGCAGGAGGAUUUCAAAACCGCCGUGAAAGAGAGAAAUCAGCUGCUCCUGGAGUGCAUGGGCCCAGUGUUUCCAUCGAGAGAAGCUCGCCACGUUUUUCUCAGCACUUUUACCGAUCGUGUAGGAAGAUACUGA
Eufriesea mexicana is the source of this 669-nucleotide messenger RNA. Its product is annotated as EF-hand calcium-binding domain-containing protein 1. The transcript is spliced from 5 exons. The record is from RefSeq and is a predicted model, not a curated record. Lineage: Eukaryota; Metazoa; Arthropoda; Insecta; Hymenoptera; Apidae. Gene Ontology annotation, molecular function: calcium ion binding. Bases 1 to 669 code for a protein of 222 amino acids.